UGCAGCUUCCGAUGGCUAGUGAAAAUAGUCGCUUGAACGACGUUGUCUGUUGCUGUCUGGGAAAUAUGCUAAAGCUCUUUGAUUAUAUUUUUGCACUAAAAUGAAGUGAUGGUGUAAUUGGCGAACAUGAAUAGAAGAUGCAGGCAUUUAAGAGAAAAACUUAAACAAAAGUCAGCGGAAGAGAAUACUGCAAAAUGUAGCGGUAAACUUUCACCCAAGUCAAAGCAUAACAAACUAAACCGAGGCCUACGGUGCUGUGCUGCAGAAUCGCCCACUAAUUAUUUUUCUUCAGUAUUGCCAGAUGAAACUAUUCCACAGAAGACUCCAAAAAGACAAUCCGCGAGGAACCCAUUAGCUUCCUAUGGAUCCCCAUCAAAUGAUACAGAAGUACAACAGGAAAUAUUUUGGGACCCCACUUCUCCAACAGUCUACAAACUUGGGCAAGGAAAGAAAAGGAUAAUUGGCAAUGGACGCUUUGUUGAAAUUUCAGAAAUUGUCAAGCGUAUUGCUCCUCGGGAGGAAAAACCAGCAAACUCAGAGCAGCCCCUCCUGAAGAUGUGGAUUGGAGAUGAUGCUAUUCCGUCUACUCCUGGAAUACUGAAGAUAAGAACUAGAUCUAAAAUAAAUGGCAUACGACUUCAAAGAAGAAAUACUGAAGAAGAACUUAUGAGACUGGCAAAGCAGUUUGACAGGAAUUUUCUGGAGCAAGAUGUCUGCCAAGAAGAAGUCCAGAUUGAAGAGAUAAGCCAUGUAAAUGUAGGCAGUUUGGUUGACUGCAAAGAAACAGUAGACAAUUUGGAUGGCUGCAGAGAAAAUGUUCCUCAACUUCAGAACCUUCAGUUAGCAGUAAAACAAGCAAAUGAAACAGAAAUCUUAACACUGUCCUUCAGAUCAGUACCAUCUUCCAGUGAACUGCGGGCAGAAAGGUGCAGCCAGGUUUCUGUUGAUCUUGAAGCUGAAGCUUCAAUAAAUGCUCUUUUUGAUGGCCCCACACAGCAUCUCACUGGCUCAUUCAGUCCGGCAUCAUCUGAAACAACAUCAUCAGUUAUUCCUUCGGGUGAAAAUCUGAACAACCGAAGAACACAGACAUGUGCAUCUCUGCAGCCCUGUACUUCCCACAAGGCAUCCAUGCCAAAAACAGAAGGCUCCUCUGCGCUACAGACACAACAGAAGUCUCUGCCUGCAAGUACUGCUCAAGCUAAAGAAAUGCACUCUACAAACCAUGAAAGAAAGGAUUCCCUGAAAACAGUGUCUGGUUCUCAAUCUGCUGCCACAUGCACUCCAAAUGAUGAUUUUGAUGAUGAUUGGUGCAAUGAUGACAUGCUGGAAGAUUCAUUUGUUAUGAUGGUCACUCAGAAUCCUGAGCUUGUUGUUAAUACCAGGCAUUCUGUUACCCAGCCAGCUGUCAUAUGUAGCAGCAGUUUAAUUUCUAAAAAAAGAGAAGAAGUCAAAGAUUGUAAGCACAAUGCAAGUAGUAUGCCAUUGCUACCUUUAGCGAACCAUAUCCAAGCUUCUCAUCAGAAAAGUUAUGGCAGUGGUCUGCCUUGCAUUGUAGAGGCUCUUCCUUCUCAUAAGGCAUCAGACCGUACUGAUAAUUUAAGUAAUCAAGUCAGCCAUUUCAGCCAUUUGCAGACUAGUAAUUUCAAUAGUCAAAGAACUGGAUUAGCUGCAUCUAGUAGUACUAGAAAAUGUGCGGCAUCUAUUGCACCAGUUAAAAUUAGUGAUGCGUGUAUAGAUGUUAAACAAGAUUUUCAUUUUCAGGAAAGGCAACACAAUUUAACUUCUCAUGGUAUUCUUUCAGUUCCACAUGAAAAGUCUAAACACAAUAGUAUUUCUUCUGCAUUUCAAAAGCCACCAAUUAGGGACCAGUUAGUAGAUAAAGUGAUAAGUAAAAGCCUGGAGAAGAGCUCUGAGACUGGAAAGAUAAAUUCAGCAUGCACAGAUGACUGGAAUGACUCACUCUUUUGUGAUCUAGUUAUGUCGGACAGCAUUUGGGAUACAAAUGAUGAGGAUGAUGAUGCAUUGUACCAAAUUUGUGAUGAUGUUGAAAAACUGACUCAGAGCCAAAGCAAGAACCCAGAAGAGAGCAACACCAAAACUACAUGUGUGGCAGAUGUUAAAAGAACGUUUAGUGGUACGUUGUUGCCUAAGCAAGAACAGCAGUGCAGGCUGGCUGUACAGCAAGGCUCAACUGAAAGCCCAUGUACUUUCCCAAAGGGAACUGAAAGCCAUAUAACAUCAAAAUCAGCUGUAAGUGGGAGUGCACUGAGCAGUGGGAAAAACAUUUCUGCAUCAUUGUCAGCUAUUGCAAACAAGAUGCUUGUUCAGAACUGUAAUCGAGAUUCUCAGAACCUCGUCCAGCAUCCUUUAGGGAAGAACAUUAACAAUGUCUCUGUAACUUUUAAUCGAUCCAAUUCUUUACCAUCUGGGAACUUGGAUAUGAAAAACUGUAUAACUGACACAUCAAAGUCUUGCCAAGUUGUAGCUAACCAAAAUGUAAAAUACAUGCAGUCUGGUGCAGUGCCAGCCUUCAGUUCAGAUAGUGUCAUAUGCGAGUCCCAGAGUGGUUUCUCUCUUAACAGAACUUCAAAUGCAGUGUCAAAGUUCCGUUUUACCAAGAUAAAAGGCAUUGUUCCUAAUCUGUACAAUAGCAGUAAUCAAAUAAUGGGUACUGUUUCAGAGAGCGAAAGUGACACUCAGAUUUGCAGUGGUACCGUAAUUCAGUCCAGUUUAACUGUGUGUGGAAAGGUUGGAAUUAAUCGUCAGGUGUCUUUGAAGCGGCAGUUUUCUGACUCUGUUGUCCAGUCUGUCAAAGCUUUUCCAACAUCGCAGAUGGAUAAAAGAUGUUCAUUGGAAGAAAUUGAAAGAAAAAAGCAAGAAGCACUGGCUAGGAGAAAGAUGAGAAUGCACACAAUAGUAAAUAAAAAUGCAGCACCCCCUUAAUUCAAAGAAACUGACCAGAUGAAAAUAGAAGCACUAAGACUCUUAGUUUGCAUCUGUACCAUUCAGAUGUUAUUGUGCUCCUGACUUCUCCAUGAGAAAUUUGAAAAGCAUUAUUAUUAAAUCAGUUAUUUAAAGUAGUGUUUACAGUUGUAAACUUUUCAUUUGCCUGUUUUGUACAGGGCAUUAGCUGAUUUGUAAAAUAUACUAUUUGAAAUUAUUGAUGACCGUUAAGACCACGGACUGGAAGUGCAUUAUUUUGUAGUUACUGAUCCUGAUAGGAUUAGUAAAUAAAUACAGAAAGCUCAAGGUUACUGUAAGAAAACCAACCUCAGCUGAGCAAAAAUUGCAGUACUUAAUUACUUUUUAAUGCAGAGCAUAUUUAAUUUGUAAAUAUAUGUAUUAUGUGUACUUCGGUUCCUAAAUAUGGUGUACAGUAAGUGCCUGGUCAGCCUUUCCACAGAUACUCUAAGUUACAGUUUUGUUACAUCAGUUUAAAAUAUCCCACACCAUUUAAAAUCACUGUUGUAAAUGCUUUAAAUAUGGUAUUUACAAGAAGUAUCACAGUGUGUAAUAAAAUGUUGCGCAUGCA
Protopterus annectens (West African lungfish) is the source of this 3532-nucleotide messenger RNA. RefSeq names its product ETAA1 activator of ATR kinase (gene ETAA1). The transcript is spliced from 6 exons. Bases 127 to 2943 code for a protein of 938 amino acids. The record is from RefSeq and is a predicted model, not a curated record. NCBI's taxonomy places the organism in Eukaryota, Metazoa, Chordata, Ceratodontiformes, Protopteridae.